Messenger RNA from Racocetra persica, 210 nucleotides. Lineage: Eukaryota; Fungi; Glomeromycota; Glomeromycetes; Diversisporales; Gigasporaceae. The record is from the annotation of a GenBank genome assembly.
AUGAAAAUUAAUAUAAUUUCAACUUUAUAUAGUACUACACACAUUCUUGUAGAGUGUCUUAGAGAUUUCCAGAGCAAUCUCGGUUGUGUUGCCAGAGUUGUUGUACUUUCUGGCUUGAACAUUUGUGUACUCAAUAUAGAAACAGUCAAAGCAUUAACACCAUUCAUUCGGGAUCAUAGAGCUAUAUUUAGACAAAGUUUAAAGAGGUAA